UCCUCCGCCACAGCGCACGAGACCAUCACCAGAUCGAAGCGUACACCCAUUGGUAAUCCGCAUCCGCAAGAGACGUGUGGGUAUAGUAAAUCGUCGCGCGUACGUACGUGACGAUCGAUGAGGAUCGUCGGGGUUGCAAAGCCGGAGAGGAUGUCUUCCAUGGAGCGGGAGCCCAAGACGCUCUCCCUCGGCGAGCUCAAUUACGCCAGGGAAGCGGCGCUGUACGUGCUGACCACGCACUCCUCGCAGGACGCAGCCCGGAUCUUCACCGAGGGUCUGAAGCCGGUGCUCGGCGUCAGGAGGAACUCGACGGACUCUGACUCGGACGACGACGAGGAAGGGGACGUGUUUGAUCCGGACGCGCUCCUCGACGAUCACGACGUGCGCCGUCAUCGCCAGAUGCGUGGGCGCAUCGCCAAGAAACGAGACUUUGCUACAGCAUUCUAAUUACCUUCACAUACCUAUAAAAAAGGCUACGAUCACAUCCAUGUAAAACGGGGGUCUACAGUUUUGCCCGUUCAUAAGAGUUUUUUUUUGUAACGUAGUAUUAGCGAGUUCUGCUGCAGCAGUAGAUUUUUCUUCAUCGGAACGGAUAAAAAAUGAACAUAAGGCUGGUCGUAAUGGUAGUAUCAUAGCUAGUAUCAAGCAUUUUUGAUAAAGUGUCAUAGUAUUAAAUGAAAAAGAGAUGAUGGAGUAUAAUAUCAUGAUACCGUAUCAUAAUAAAUGUUAUGCUGC
Triticum aestivum (bread wheat) is the source of this 735-nucleotide messenger RNA. RefSeq lists its product as uncharacterized. The transcript has 3 exons. NCBI's taxonomy places the organism in Eukaryota, Viridiplantae, Streptophyta, Magnoliopsida, Poales, Poaceae. The record is from RefSeq and is a predicted model, not a curated record. The coding region runs from base 118 to 447 and encodes 109 amino acids.